Penicillium antarcticum is the source of this 1632-nucleotide messenger RNA. RefSeq names its product putative amino acid permease family protein. Gene Ontology annotation, molecular function: transmembrane transporter activity. Gene Ontology annotation, cellular component: membrane. The record is from RefSeq and is a predicted model, not a curated record. The coding region runs from base 1 to 1632 and encodes 543 amino acids. NCBI's taxonomy places the organism in Eukaryota, Fungi, Ascomycota, Eurotiomycetes, Eurotiales, Aspergillaceae. Gene Ontology annotation, biological process: amino acid transport; transmembrane transport. The transcript is spliced from 2 exons.
AUGGAUUUGGAGUCCAACUCGCAACCCCUCAAGCCGCCUCUGACGGAUCAGAAUGUGCAAGAUGCGCAGGAUCUCGCUGCUCUGGGUCAUUCCCAGGCCCUGACCCGCAAGUUUGAUAUGUGGAGUAUGCUUGCGCUGGCAUUCUGUGUUCUUGGAACAUAUUCAACUUUCGCCCAGGAUCUCAGCAGCGGUUUGACCAAUGGCGGUGCUAUCACGAUUCUCUGGGGCCUCGUGCUGGUCACUGUGUGCAACCUUUGUGUUGCCCUCUCGCUGGGCGAGUUGACUAGCAGUAUGCCAACGGCUCUUGGUCAGGCUUAUUGGGUGUAUCGUCUUUGGAAUACACCGCUUGGCCGUUUUGUUUCUUAUAUGUGCGCGUGGAUCAACACCUUUGGAUGGUGGACUUUGACUGCGUCGCAAGUCGCCUUCAUGACCGAGUUCUUGCUCGGCAUGAAGACUAUGUUUAAUCCGGAGUGGGAUGGUGCCGAUAAGGGGUGGCUUAACUUUGUCGUUUAUAUCGGUGUUGUCUUUGUGCUUACUCUCAUCAAUGUUGUGAGUUGUCGCAAGGAGAAGAUCCUGCCUUGGCUUAAUAAUUUUGUCGGAGUGUGGUUCUUCGGCUUGUUUAUUGUUCUUUCUUUGGCCCUUCUUAUCUGCGUCGGUACCAAGGAUGGUUUGUCUUUCCAGCCACCUUCUUUCGCCUUCGGAGCUUGGAAGAACGAGACUGGAUGGAGCGACGGCGUGGUCUGGUUUACCGGCUUGGUGCAGGCUGCGUAUGGAUUGACCGCGUUCGACUCGGUCAUCCAUAUGGUCGAGGAGAUUCCUGCACCACGGAAAAACGCACCCCGCGUCAUCUGGAUGGCCGUCCUCUUCGGCGCCGUGACUGGAUUCAUCUUCAUGGUGGUCUGUCUGUUCUGUAUCCAGGAUGUGGACAAGGUUGUCAACGCCGACCUGCCAUUCAUGGAGCUUAUGCUCGAAACAGUCGGUCUCAAGGGUGCAGCCGUCCUCAUUUCCCUCUUUAUUUUCAACGGACUAGGCCAGGGUAUUAGUGUCCUCACAACUGCCUCUCGUCUAUCCUGGGGGUUCGCCCGUGACGGCGGCGUCCCCUUCAGCAAGUACUUCAGUCACGUCGACCCAGUCUGGCAAGUUCCUGCCCGAGCCCUCUGGGGCCAAGGAGUCAUCAUCGGCCUCGUCGGCAUCCUCUACCUCUUCGCCAACACAGUUCUAGAAGCCAUUCUGAGUGUCAGUACUAUCGCCCUCACAGUCUCCUACGCAAUGCCUAUCCUCGCAUUGUUGGUAACCGGUCGCGAGAAGCUACCACCUGGCCCAUUCCAGCUCGGCCGCAUCGGCCCCCUGUUAAACUGGGUCAGCAUCAUCUACUGCGUUAUCACAACCAUCUUCUUCCUCUUCCCCGGUGCGCCCAACCCUGCACCUAGUGAUAUGAACUUCGCUAUUGCGGUCUUUGGAGUCAUGCUGGUCAUUGCCUUUGCGUUCUGGUUUAUAAAGGGUAGCAAGACUUACCUACAGACUGAGGAUUCUAUCGCUUCUAUGGUCUAUGCUCAUCACCUGGAGCUUAAUGAGCCUGGUGCGGAAGACCCGCCUGUUGUUCAGGCUCCCACUGUUGUUGAUCAGAAAUGA